Setaria italica (foxtail millet) is the source of this 897-nucleotide messenger RNA. RefSeq lists its product as uncharacterized. Lineage: Eukaryota; Viridiplantae; Streptophyta; Magnoliopsida; Poales; Poaceae. The record is from RefSeq and is a predicted model, not a curated record. The transcript is spliced from 4 exons. Bases 1 to 897 code for a protein of 298 amino acids.
AUGGCCCUCUGGAUCUCAAAGUUCGGGAGGCUCGGAGGGAGAAAGGGGGGAGGCAAGAUAGAAAGAAGAAAGGGGGAGGCGCCGCGGCCAUGCGCCGGCGGAGCCAUCCCUCAACCGCUGUCGGCGAGCCUCGCCGGGCGCGGGAAAGAUGACCCCGCCGCCGCGGUUAUGGUUUCGAAUGAGGCGUACACUAAAAGAAACGCUGCUGGUGUACUUGGCCUUUCUAGUCUGCAAAAGAUUACUGCAGCAUUUCAGAUGUUAACUUAUGGAGUAGCAGCUGAUGCUACAAAUGAUUAUGUCCGUAUUGGUGAGAGUACUGCUAUUGAGAGUCUGAGAAGGUUUGUCAAUGCUGUUGUUGAGGUUUUUGGAGAUGAGUACUUGAGAUCACCUAAUGAAGAUGAUACUGCUAGAUUACUUUCCAUUGGAGAGAGUAGAGGUUUUCCUGAUAAAGAUCUUUGGAUUUGGCAUGCUUUUUUUGGGAUGCCUGGUUCCCACAACGACAUCAACGUUUUGCACCGAUCUUCUUUAUUCGCACGAGUAGCUGAAGGUCAAGCUCCAAAGGUGAAUACCAUUAAUAACAACGAAUAUACAAUGGGUUAUUAUCUUGCUGAUGGCAUAUAUCCCUCGUGGGCCACAAUUGUGAAGAGCAUACCUGAUCCACAAGGUAACAAGAAGAAAUAUUUUGCAACUGCCCAAGAAGCUUGUAGGAAGGACGUGGAACGAGCGUUUGGGGUUCUACAGUCUCGUUUCGCUAUCGUUAGGGGGCCAGCUCGAUUUUGGGAUGAAGACACCAUCGGACAAAUCAUGAGGGCUUGUGUCAUUAUGCACAACAUGAUACUUGAGGAUGAGCGCGAUGAAGAAGAUGAUUUAAAUUAUGAUGGGGUGGAGAAAAGGUGA